AGUAUAAAUUUAAUCCAAGUAAUAAAGUAAUGUAAGAAAGGAAGUGGUAGACAAAUAAUGUCAAUAAACUCCAUAAUCCAUCUAUUAACUUUCCUUCCCCAACUGGAUAUCGAAACGUAUCCUUUAACACCCUCCUUUUUCUCCCUUUCUUCUCUUUCUCUCUCUUCUUCUUUUCUUUGCUUAUUUAUUUAUUUAUUUAUAUUUUAUUUUUUCUCUGAAACAGAAACGAAUCCUUAAUUUCUGACUUCAUUUUACACAUUCUUCAACCUUACUUAUACAGUACAUUGCAUCUCCCAUUUCUCUUAAACAAUUUCCUCUUUCUCUCUCCUAAUUUUUAAAAUUUGACUCAGUUAUAGUCAUAAUUUCCCCAAAUUAAUUAUUUAAUCCACUAAUUAAUUGGGUAUUCUCCCUUCUUUUUUUUCCCCCCCUAUAUAAACCCUUCAUUUCAACCAGAAUUUCAGUACCCAAAAACAGAGAAAGAGAGAAAAAAACAGGGGAGAUAAUAAUAAAAGAAUAGUAGUAAUAAUAAAAAUAAUAAUUCAAUUUUAAUUUCUGGGAAAAAUGAUAGCAUUCAUAGAGCAUAGUUUCCACCAUGAAAACGACGCCGAAUCUCGGCAAAACGACGCCGUUGAGGCCGGCGAACAAGGCGAUGCUGCUGAAUGGAAAGAAGCGUUGAAAGAAAUACAAGGAACAGUUGAUUACGACUCAAUUUUUACCGGUUUGGCCGGUAAAGAUUUCGGCGGAAUGAACCGGACAAAGCCGUUAGCGGUAAUCCGACCAGCCGGUUCAUCCGACGUGGCAACGGUGAUAAAAUCAGUCCAAACGACGCCGUUUCUCCGAGUCGCAGCAAGAGGUAACGGCCACUCAAUUAACGGCCAAGCGAUGUCCGACAAAGGGUUGGUCAUCGAUAUGCGUGCCAUGGGGGACCACCCUUCGUUAAACGUCGUCGUUUCGUCGUCUAAUUCUCUCUCUUACGCUGACGUCAGCGGGGGAGCAUUGUGGGAGGAGGUGCUAAAACGGUGCGUUUUGGGGUAUGGAUUGGCUCCCAGGAGUUGGACGGAUUAUCUUGCUUUGACGGUUGGUGGGACUUUAUCUAACGCCGGCGUUAGCGGGCAGGCUUUCCGUUAUGGACCUCAAACGUCUAACGUAACGGAAUUGGAGGUUGUUACGGGUAGGGGUGAAACUGUAAUUUGCUCUGAAUCUGUUUACCCUGACCUCUUCUUUGCCGUCCUUGGUGGUCUCGGGCAGUUCGGGGUUAUUACUCGGGCAAGAAUUCCCCUCCAAAAGGCUCCGGACAUGGUGAGAUGGAUAAGGUUAGUAUACUCCGAGUUCGACGAAUUCACCCGUGAUGCUGAGUUCAUAGUGAGUCAAUCAAAGGAGAAUUCGUUCGAUUAUGUGGAGGGGUUCGUGUUUGUUAACAGUGAUGAUCCGAUUAAUGGUUGGCCUUCGGUUACUUUGGAUUCGGAUCAGUGGUUUAACCCGGAUUUUCUUCCCCCGAGUUCAGGGUCCGUUUUGUAUUGCCUUGAAGUCGCGCUCCAUUUUCACCACCACCAACAUCCUUCCUUUCUUGAUUCGGAAAUAGAGAGGUUGAUCGGACGGCUGAGAUUCGUCGAGGGCCUACGGUUUCAGGUGGACGUGAGUUACAUGGAUUUCCUACUCCGAGUAAAGAAAGCAGAGCAACAAGCAACGGCGAGUGGAAUAUGGGAGGCCCCACAUCCGUGGCUAAAUCUGUUCGUAUCAAAGCGUGAUAUCGUUGAUUUUGAUCGGACGGUCUUUAAGAAGAUCCUCAAGGGUGGGAUUGGUGGGCCCAUGUUAGUCUACCCUCUCCUGCGAAGCAGAUGGGAUAGCCGUAACUCUGUAGUAAUACCAGAAGGGGAAAUCUUUUACUUGGUGGCGUUGCUCCGAUUCACACCACCUUAUCCUAGUGGUCCGCCAGUGGCGGAUUUGGUGGCCGAGAACAGGGAAAUUGUUAGGCAUUGUACAAAGAAAGGGUACGAUUUCAAGUUGUAUCUUCCACAUUACCAAACACAAGAAGAGUGGAAGCAACACUUUGGGAGCCAAUGGCCAAGAUUUGUUGAACGAAAGGUGAUGUUCGAUCCAAUGGCCAUCCUUGCUCCUGGGCAGAAAAUCUUCCCUAGGACUCAUAAAACUAGCCAAUUACUGUAAUAGUUAGUCAUUUAGAAAUCUUAAUUUUUACUUUCAGAAAAAAUACAGUUUUCUUUUCCUUUAAACAUUAAUUUUUUUUUUUUUUAUUUCUUCAGUUGCCCUGUUGAUCUUCAUUAAUGGGCCAAUAUUGUUAUUAGUUUUUUAUAAGCAUUAUGAAGCAAUGUAAAUGAAUUUUUUUCUUCAUAAAAAAGUUCUCCUAUUCUCCGAUUAUCAACAAAUCAUCGUAAUUCAGUUAACAUAGUUUAUUACAAGUAUUA
Molecule: messenger RNA, 2423 nt
Organism: Chenopodium quinoa (quinoa)
Lineage: Eukaryota; Viridiplantae; Streptophyta; Magnoliopsida; Caryophyllales; Amaranthaceae
Product: cytokinin dehydrogenase 7-like
Exons: 4
Coding region: 562-2166 (534 amino acids)
Biological process (GO): cytokinin metabolic process
Molecular function (GO): FAD binding; cytokinin dehydrogenase activity
Source: RefSeq, a predicted model, not a curated record